This is a messenger RNA of Amphiprion ocellaris (clown anemonefish), 1973 nucleotides long. RefSeq lists its product as uncharacterized. Bases 12 to 1046 code for a protein of 344 amino acids. Lineage: Eukaryota; Metazoa; Chordata; Actinopteri; Pomacentridae. The record is from RefSeq and is a predicted model, not a curated record. Gene Ontology annotation, biological process: response to bacterium. The transcript has 6 exons.
ACAAUGCCAAGAUGAUCGUGUUGUGGAUUACACUGCUUGUUCUUCAUCAAGGAUAUACACUCAUUCCAGUGAUCCCCGUUCAACUUGGUGAAUCUACAACCUUCAUAUGUGCUCGGUCUAAUACUGGUCUCGACCGAGGAGAAAUCCACUGGUACAAGCAAAGUGUUGGAGAUAAUCUGAAACUAAUUGUGACUCUGCUGAGAUCAGCACCUCAGUUUGCACCAGAGUUUUCUACCUCAAGAUGGAAAGUUAAUAGUGAUCACAAUUUCAGCAACCUGACUAUUUUGAGAACAAUCCAGGAGGACGAGGGAAUCUAUCACUGUGCAAUCAUUGAGUGGGCUGCCAAUUUUAAAUGCAGUUCAACAUUUUUGAUAGUAAAAGGAGACAGUCAGAAGACAUCAGACUACACUGUUGUUCAGCAGUCCACAGCAUCACAUUCAGUCCAUCCAGGAGAAUCACAGACUCUCCACUGUUCAGUCUUCUCUGACUCUGAGAACAAAACAUGUUCAGGAGAUCUGAGUGUGUUCUGGUUCAGACCUGGAUCAGAUAAAUCUCAUCCAGACAUCAUCUACACUGAUGGAAACAGACCUGAUGAAUGUGAGAAGAGAUCUGACACUCAGAAGAGCUGUGUUUAUCACUCCUCUAAGACCUUCAACUCCUCUGAUGCUGGGACUUACUACUGUGCUGUGGCCACAUGUGGACAGAUACUGUUUGGAAAUGGAAAUACUCUGACCAAUGAUGCUCAUUUACAAGCUGCACAGUCUCAGAUGAUUGCUCUGGUGGCAGCAAUAAUCUGCUUGGUCAUUUCUGUGAUUGUGAAUAUCGUUGUCAUUUGCCAGCGAAGAGCAGCACAGGAACAGUUCACAAAAUCCACCUCAUCACAAGGAAGACAUGACAAUUUGAGCCAACCAGUGUUUGAUACUACUGAAGGUGGACAUGAUCUGAACUACGCUGCGCUGCAUUUCUCUGGAAGGAAAGCUGCACGAGGAGAGAAGAAGAUGGAGUUGAAGACUGAGGAAAGUGUGUAUUCUCAAGUUAAAAGCUAAAUGUGAAUGUGUCUAUGAAAAACUUUAGAUUCGCUUAUAGUGCUGAUCUUUUCCAAUGAAAAUGAAUGAAUGCAAAUUCUCAAUUUUGUUGACAGCAAACUGUUUUUUGAAAAAAGACAAAAUCUCCUCGACCCCGUCAAUCUGCUGAAGGCUCACUUGAGAAAUGGGCUUAACGAUCAAAGAUGUGUUUAUUAUCAUUGUAUAUAAAAAUAUAAUGAAAUUCUGUUGGCAGUCUCUUACAGUAUUCAAACAAAUACAGAUGUAUAUACACAAAUAACAGCAGGAAUGUAAAGCACAGAAUAGAACUUGAGAUGUUGACAAAGCAGUUUGUUGGUUGACUGCGUUCCCUGAGAUGUUUACUUACAGUAGUUACUUCAUGUUUCUGCUGAUAUCAACCUGAUGAUCAGAUCCACGUGUCACUCUAAAAGCUUCUCUUCAGCUGAGAACGAUGACAGUUCAGAGACAUUGUAUUGUGACCCUCAAAAUUCAUUCAUUCAGGAAAUGUUUGUUUAUAUUUUUUAUCUGUUUAGUAAAAUAUUAUGAGCAGCAGGAUGCAGUUUGGCUGUAGUAAGCAUGAAGACUGUAACAGAAGUUGAAGACAAGAAAAUGUUUAAAAAUUUGCUUUGUAACAUUUAAUUUAAUUAAUUUCAGUUUGCUGACCAUUCAAGCUCCUGCAGAUUAUGUUUCAAACCAUACCUUUGAUUUUUGACUGGACGAAAUAGCUGAUUUCAGGAAAACAAUGAAAACAAGAAUCCUACUGAAAUAUUACUGGAAAAUGUAAUUCGAUUACUGUUGUGCUCAAAACUGUGUCCACAAUCUGAAGUUUACAGAAUCUGAAUCUGUACUGAAAUAAACUUCUCAGCACUGGUUAUCUAAUGGAGUUGGAUCAUUGGACGAAUAAAGUGGAUAAUACCAUCAGAGGUUGUU